Scophthalmus maximus (turbot) is the source of this 3223-nucleotide messenger RNA. It is a transcript of the gene ddx54, whose product is annotated as DEAD (Asp-Glu-Ala-Asp) box polypeptide 54. Gene Ontology annotation, molecular function: RNA binding; ATP binding; RNA helicase activity. The transcript is spliced from 20 exons. NCBI's taxonomy places the organism in Eukaryota, Metazoa, Chordata, Actinopteri, Pleuronectiformes, Scophthalmidae. The record is from RefSeq and is a predicted model, not a curated record. The coding region runs from base 166 to 2781 and encodes 871 amino acids. Gene Ontology annotation, cellular component: nucleus.
GAAGAAGAAGAAGAAGAAGAAGAAGCUCACACGUGUGUUCCAACAUGUCUGCCCUCCGUGUUGUUGUCGUGUGCUGAGACGUCGCGAGCUUUUUUUUUAUAUUUUACAAUCUGCACAGUGAAGUUAUCGACCACUUCAGGUCAAAGGAACAUUAAAAGCUUCAACAUGGCCCAGAGGAAGAAGAAGCUGACGAAGAAGAAGAGACACACAACCGGAAGAGAGCCGGAGGCGGACUCUGACAGUGGAGACGUUGAACUGUCCGCUGGAAUUAAGGACGAUGAUUCUCCCGGGAAGAAGCUGCUGCCCCGGUUCCCUGCCUCAGCAGACUGCCUGUCAGAUGUGGAGCCUGACACCAGGCUGCUGGUCCGAGCCCAGAACAAGAAGAAAAAGAAGUCUGGAGGCUUCCAGUCCAUGGGUCUCAGUUACCCCGUUUACAAAGGGGUCAUGAAGAAGGGUUACAAAGUACCAACGCCGAUCCAAAGAAAGACUGUCCCAUUGAUUUUGGAUGGCAAGGAUAUCGUCGCCAUGGCCAGGACUGGCAGUGGCAAAACGGCUGCCUUCCUGGUUCCCAUGUUUGAGAAGCUCAAGGCCCCUCAAGCCCAAACGGGAGCCAGGGCCCUCAUCAUGACCCCCACCAGAGAGUUGGCCCUGCAGACCCUGAAGUUCACGAAAGAGUUAGGACGGUUCACUGGCCUAAAGACUGCCUUGAUCCUGGGUGGAGACAGAAUGGAAGAUCAGUUUGCGGCGCUUCACGAAAACCCUGACAUAAUCAUCGGCACCCCGGGUCGUCUCAUGCACGUUGUCAGGGAGAUGAACCUGAAGCUGCACAGUGUGGAGUACGUGGUGUUUGAUGAGGCUGACAGGUUGUUUGAAAUGGGUUUUGCCGAUCAGCUUCAGGAGAUCAUCCGCCGGCUGCCGGACACCAGACAAACUCUGCUGUUCUCUGCCACUCUGCCCAAACAGCUGGUGGAAUUUGCCAGAGCUGGACUGACAGAGCCAGUGCUGAUUCGUUUGGAUGUGGAUUCUAAACUCAGUGACCAGAUUGAGCUCUCAUUUUUCCAUCUGCGCAUGGACGACAAGCCGGCAUUGCUGCUUCAUCUGCUCAGGAACAUAGCGAAGCCCCAGGAGCAGACCGUGGUCUUUGCAGCCACCAAACACCACGUAGAGUACCUCAAAGAGCUGCUUUCUUCAGAAGGUUUGGACUGUGCCUACAUCUACAGUGCCCUCGACCAGACUGCCAGAAAGAUCAACAUCGGGAAAUUUGUGCAUAGGAAAGCCAUGGUGCUAAUUGUGACCGAUGUUGCGGCUCGUGGUAUAGACAUCCCCCUGCUGGACAAUGUCAUCAACUACAACUUCCCCUCUAAGCCCAAGCUCUUUUUGCACAGAGUUGGUCGUGUGGGACGUGCGGGCCGCAGUGGCAAAACCUACAGUUUGAUUUGUCCAGAUGAGAUGCCUUUAGUCUAUGACCUUCACCUCUUCCUUGGAAGGCCUGUUCAGUUCGCCACAGCUGAACACAAACAAGAUUCAGAGGGUGUGUUCGGUCGGGUCCCUCAGAGUAUCCUGGAUGACGAAGGCUCACAUCUCAGCACGGCUCACGAAAACUCGCUGGACCUGCAGAACAUGUAUCGUGUCUCUGAGAACGCCUACAAGCAGUACCUCAAGUCUCGACCCAAUCCCUCUUCAGAAUCCAUCAGACGUGUCAAAAACACAGAUAUGUCCAGCAUGGCAGUCCAUCCGCUUCUUGGGUCUGGUUUGGAGAAAAUGGAACUGGAUCACCUUCAAAUAGUUGAUGCCAUCAAGGGCUACAAAUCCAAAUCGACCAUCUUUGAAAUCAACUCCAGCAGUAAGAGCUCAGCCAGCGAGGUGAUGCGGGCCAAACGCUCCAAGGACACGCGGUUAGUGGACAAAUUCAACAGACACAGAGAGGACGUGGCAGCAGAGAGCCGCCUGCAUCAGCCCGUCAACCCGACCACCACCACCACCGCCGACGAUGAUUUCACACACACCGACGGCAACGAGGAAGAUGAUCUCAAGGGGGUGUUCUCUGCAGUGGUUGAUGAAAAAAGAAGAGGCCCACAGGAAUACAAGGAAAAAGGGUCAAAGAAAAGGAAAAGCAGACUGUCGGGUAAAGACGAGGACUAUUACAUCCCCUACCGACCCAAAGACUUUGACUCUGAGAGAGGGUUAAGUCUUGGCGGAGAAGGCAGCGCUUUCGAUCAGCAGGCGUCCUCAGCUGUCCUGGACCUCAUGGGAGAUGAAGGAAACAAUCUGAACAAAAACAACAAAAUAAUGAAAUGGGACCGUAAGAGGAAGCGCUUCGUGAGGGACACUGGCAAGGACGACCAGAAGAAGAGGAUCAAACUAGACGGUGGACAGGUCAUCAGUAACAAGAAGAACAAGAAGAACUUUUACGAGGAGUGGAAGAAAAAAUACAAGGUCGAUGAAGGAGGAUAUGGCUCAGAUGGAGAAACAGGACGAGGACGAGGAGGAGGACGGGGAGGAGGCAGAGGACGAGGAGGAGGCCGCGGCCGCGGCCGUAGCGGUCCUAACUACCAGAGCCCGGCACCGCAGCAGACGCCCGGUGGCCGAGCGGUGCGCUCAGAGCUAAAGUCGCGCCAUCAGAUCCUGAGGCAGCGUAAGAAGGAUCAGAAGCAGCAAUUCCUGCAGAGUGGAGGGCUCAAGAACCUCCGCGCCAAGAACAAGAAGUGGCUCGGAGAAGUGAAGAAGUCAGGCUUUGGACGCGGCGGACAAAAGAAGGGCAAGAUGAAGAAGAGACUCUGAGAGAGGAACGAUCACAGAGGGACGAUUCUGUGAGAGACUGGAGAUCAAUGGCACGACAAGGGACUGAGUGAUUUGUUGUUCCAACGCCCCAUAAGAUUUUCACGGUGCCUUGUAUGAUCGUGGAUUUAAGAAGAAGAGUCGAGGAUGUGCUUCAACUUUUCUUCUCAUCACUUACCGAACUCUCUAUAUUUUUUUUCCACAGAGUAAAGUAAAAGAAUCAUCCAAUUCAUUGGAUUUUGUUCUCCUAAGCGUGUUCAACAGAAUAAUCUGCUUAAGUGGAUUUGAGUACUAUAGAAAUAUGUCUAUACACAUUAUUAACUGAUGGCAUAAUAUAAAUGUGAAUAAGGCAAAAUUCUGCGUCACUUCUUCAUUUGCAGUCAGCCGACGAACACACUGUUACAUCUUUAAAAUUGUAAUUAAACUUAAUCUUUAAAAGGUGAAA